Molecule: messenger RNA, 1167 nt
Organism: Onthophagus taurus
Lineage: Eukaryota; Metazoa; Arthropoda; Insecta; Coleoptera; Scarabaeidae
Gene: TrpRS-m
Product: Tryptophanyl-tRNA synthetase, mitochondrial
Biological process (GO): mitochondrial tryptophanyl-tRNA aminoacylation
Cellular component (GO): mitochondrion; mitochondrial matrix
Molecular function (GO): tryptophan-tRNA ligase activity; ATP binding
Source: RefSeq, a predicted model, not a curated record
UAACCUAUAAAAAAAUUUUUAACCUCACUUCUUUAAUAAAAAUGUUACAAAAACUCCUUUUAAACACCACUUUAAAAUCAAUAUGUAAUAUAAAAUGUAUUAGAAAGUUUAGCGAUCAUUCAGUGAAUUCUCUUCCAAAAAGGAUAUUUUCUGGUAUUCAACCAACAGGGACUAUUCACUUAGGCAAUUACUUAGGAGCGAUAAGACAAUGGGUUAGAUUACAAGAAGAAGACAAUGGAAUUAUUUUAAGUAUUGUUGAUCUUCAUUCAAUGACCCUUCGUCAUGAUCCAAAAGUUUUAUCUGAAAAUAUAUUGAAAAUGACUGCAACAUUGUUAGCUGUUGGAUUAGAUCCUAAAAAAGUGAUUAUUUUUCAACAAUCUUCUGUACCACAACAUACAGAAUUAUUUUGGUAUUUAAGUUGCAUUUCUACAAUGGCCAGAUUGGCUCAUUUACCGCAAUACAAAGAAAAAUCUGCACAAUUAAAAGAUAUUCCCCUUGGAUUAUUUGUUUACCCAGUUUUACAAGCAGCUGAUAUUUUAGCUUAUAGGGCUACUCAUGUACCGGUCGGUGAAGAUCAAUUACAACAUUUACAAUUGUCACAAGAGUUAACUAAAAUGUUUAAUAACCGUUUUAAAACAAAAUUUCCAAUUCCUCAUGCUGUAAUAACAGAAAAUGCGAAAAUUAAAAGCUUACGUAACCCUGAAAAGAAAAUGUCUAAAUCUGAUCCAGAUACGAAAGGUUGUAUUUAUAUAACAGAUUCUGAAGAAGAAAUAACUAAGAAAAUUAAAAAAGCCAUCACCGAUUUUAUUUCUGAGGUUGAAUACAAACCGGAAACACGGCCAGGAGUUUCAAACUUGGUCCUUAUGCACUCAGCGGUUACAGGAAAACCAAUUGAAACUAUAAUUAACGAUGCCAAAGGGUUAUCAACAGCCGAAUACAAACAUAUUGUAGCAUCAGAAGUGAAUGAUCACUUAUCACCGAUUAGAGAGAAAUAUUAUGAAUAUUUGGAUAAUCCGCAGCAUUUACUUGAUGUUUUAGAAAGUGGAAGAAGUAUUGUAACACCAAUAGCAGAAGAAACACUUCGAGAUGUUAGAAAAGCUUUAGGUGUUGGAUUUAAUGUAAAUAAUAAACAGAUGUUAAGUGUAAAUAUAUGAAAUAUUUCAUAAA